Molecule: messenger RNA, 1851 nt
Organism: Schistocerca cancellata (South American locust)
Lineage: Eukaryota; Metazoa; Arthropoda; Insecta; Orthoptera; Acrididae
Product: enolase-like
Exons: 7
Coding region: 119-1420 (433 amino acids)
Biological process (GO): glycolytic process
Cellular component (GO): phosphopyruvate hydratase complex
Molecular function (GO): magnesium ion binding; phosphopyruvate hydratase activity
Source: RefSeq, a predicted model, not a curated record
UCAGUCUAGGUGGUAUUCCGCCCUUUCCUGAAGGUCAAUUCAGUAGGAGAUUGGAGUUCGAGCUGGAGAGUCGCUACACUGCUGUGCUGUAAGUUGUCAUCGGAAUUUUUCUCUCAAAAUGCCACUUAAGAGCUGCCAUGCACGCCAGAUCUUUGACUCCAGAGGAAACCCUACUGUGGAGGUAGACUUGGUAACAGAUCAGGGACUUUUCCGUGCUGCUGUCCCGUCAGGAGCUAGCACAGGUGUCCAUGAAGCACUGGAACUUAGAGAUGGUGAAAAAAAUAACUACAUGGGCAAGGGAGUGAAAAAAGCUGUUGAUAACAUCAAUAAGAUCAUAUGGCCGGAGCUUUCAAAACAGAAUUUUGAAGCAACCCAGCAGAAAGAAAUUGAUGAAUUUAUGCUGAAGUUAGAUGGAACAGAUAAAAAGGAUAAAUUGGGAGCCAAUGCUAUCCUGGGUGUUUCACUUGCAGUAUGCAAAGCAGGAGCAGCGAAGAAGGGCGUUCCUCUCUACAGGCACAUUGCGGACCUUGCAGGCUACCCUGAUGUCUUGCUACCUGUGCCAGCUUUCAAUGUCAUUAAUGGUGGGAGCCAUGCUGGCAACAAGUUAGCUAUGCAAGAAUUUAUGAUAUUACCAACAGGUGCAAAGAGUUUCACAGAGGCCAUGAAAAUUGGUACUGAAGUGUAUCACAACCUGAAGAGUGUCAUCAAGAGCCGUUUUGGUCUCGAUGCUACAGCUGUAGGAGAUGAAGGUGGUUUUGCACCUAAUAUUCUGAACAAUAAGGAUGCCCUUGCUCUCAUUUCAGAAGCUAUUGAGAAAGCAGGCUAUACUGGUCUUGUAGAGAUUGGGAUGGAUGUUGCAGCAUCAGAAUUUUACAAGGAUGGCUCUUAUGACCUGGAUUUCAAGAACCCUAACUCUGAUAAAAGCCAGUGGCUGAGCAUGGAAAAGCUUGCAGCAUUGUAUACUGAAUUUAUCAAGGAAUACCCAAUUGUAUCUAUUGAGGAUCCAUUUGAUCAGGAUCAUUUUGAAGCUUGGACCCAUUUUACAUCACAAGUCAAGAUUCAAAUUGUUGGAGACGAUCUAACAGUUACUAACCCAAAACGUAUUGCCCUGGCUGCAGAAAAGAAAGCUUGCAACUGCUUGUUGCUGAAAGUAAACCAAAUUGGUACUGUGACAGAAAGUAUACAAGCACACCUUUUGGCAAAGUCCAAUGGUUGGGGCACAAUGGUCUCUCAUAGAUCUGGGGAGACAGAAGAUACAUUCAUAGCUGACCUUGUUGUAGGUCUCUGUACAGGACAGAUUAAAACAGGUGCUCCAUGUCGUUCGGAGCGGUUGGCCAAAUACAAUCAGUUGCUGCGCAUUGAAGAAGAGCUGGGAUCUGCUGCAAAGUAUGCCGGCAAGAAUUUUCGCAAUCCUGUCUAAAGGUUUCCUUAUGCCCGUUUGAGCAAUUUGAUGUGUUGGCUUUCAGGAAAUGUACUGCCCUAUUUAUUGAAUCACUAAAACUUGAGGUGUUAGCAAUAGUUGUAUGGGGAAAACUGUUAACUGAACAGUAUGUUUAGAGUGAGAAUUAUCAGAUCUAUAGGGGAAUGUAAAACAUUUUCUGUUGACAUUUCCAUUUUGUUGCAAUGUGGUGUUCAUUCCUGUACGACUAGUUUUCUGUUGUAAAGUGAGCAGAUGAAUAUACUAUCUUGAAUGUCAUCAGUGAGAAGUGUAUAACUGAAUGUAAGAAGUUGAUAAAUGUUUAUUAUUUGUAGUGGCAAUAUUUAUAACACCUCAGUGUUCCUUUGUACACUCCCUUAAGAAACUAAAGUGUAUGUGAAUGUGAAAUUCUGACAAUAAAAGAUAAAACUAUU